AUGAAACGCUGCAGUGAUUGUAGAGUUGAUCGUUUAGAUGCCCAGUUUGUUUGGGAUGGUAGCCGUCACAAAACCUGUAUUAAAUGUAAAAAGAGUCGUGAUCGAAGAAGAAACCCGAAUAUUCAAACAAUAAUCACAAAUUUAGCCGAUCAUACUGAAUCAACCGACCACGUUAAACCAACUGACUGUGUUGAAUCGACCGAUCAUGUCGAAUCGACCGAUCAUGUCGAAUUGACCGACCAUGUUGAAUCAACCGAUCAU
Molecule: messenger RNA, 261 nt
Organism: Ambispora leptoticha
Lineage: Eukaryota; Fungi; Glomeromycota; Glomeromycetes; Archaeosporales; Ambisporaceae
Source: the annotation of a GenBank genome assembly